AUGGCUGACUCGGGGCUCUUGAAUUUCCUACUCAAGCGACAGAGUAUCUUGGACCCAAGCAAUGACACUAACGUUGGUUCAGCUCGGGGAAAUGCAUCAUCUUCCAGCUCCGACGUUGCAGAUAGCCUGGGGAUUGGAGGUUCAACGUCUCUCUCUGCAUUCUUGACAACCUUGGUCCCUGCUCUUUUCAUCGCAAUAUUCUGGUUUGGUUUAUUCAUUAUCUGUCGACGGACCCAACAGCGCUGGUACGCUCCGAGGACACAUUUGCACUGCUGGCACAAACAUGAACGGAGUCCGGAGCUGCCAUCUGGCUUUUUGAACUGGUUUGGAAAGUUCAUAGAAAUCACCGACACCCAUGUUCUUCACCGUUCGUCGAUGGAUGGAUAUCUUUUUCUUCGCCUCCUUCGAGUACUCUGUUCCCUCUGCUUCAUAGGUUGUUUGAUAACAUGGCCUAUUCUUCUUCCGAUUCAUGCCACAGGUGGCGGGGGGAACACCCAACUGGAUAUGCUGAGCUUCAGCAAUGUAACAGACCCGACACGGUAUUAUGCUCAUGCUGUCAUCGGAUGCGUGUUCUUCACGUAUAUCUUCUAUGUUGUCACACGGGAGUGUUUGUUCUUUGCCAAUCUCAGACAGGCAUAUCUAAACUCGCCAGCCUAUGUUCAUCGCAUCUCAUCACGAACAGUGCUCUUCAUGUCUGUUCCCGAGGAUUAUCAAAACGAAAAGAAACUGCGCCAAGUUUUCGGUGACUCGGUACGACGAAUCUGGAUCACGUCCAAUUGCAAAGAACUCGAGAAAAAAGUCAGUAAACGGGAUAAGCUAGCGUAUAAGCUAGAAAGUGCCGAAACGAAGUACAUCCGCCUAGCAAAUUCGACUGGCUUAAAAGUCCUCAAACGUGGAGAUAUUGGGUCCGAGGAGGCCUGUUUGGAAUGCGGGAAGCAUACACCGUCGUGGUCGUCUACCAUUCGACGUCCUACUCACCGAGUUGGGCUGCUUGGAAUAUUCGGGAAAAAGGUUGAUUCCAUUCGUUGGCUGCGAGCUGAAUUGGCCAAGAUCAACGAGGAGGUGAAAACUCUGCAGCACAAACACAAGACCGGCGACGCGAAAUAUCUUUCCGCUACCUUUGUCGAAUUCCAGACUCAGAAUGAUGCACAAAUCGCCUUGCAGACACUGUCGCAUCAUCAACCGCAGCAUAUGACUCCACGAUUUAUUGGGAUUUCCCCGAAGGAGGUGGUUUGGUCUGCACUGAAUCUCAGUUGGUGGCAGCGAGUCGUACGCAAAUUCCUCAUCAAAGGAGGUAUUGCUGUGCUGAUCGUGUUCUGGUCAAUUCCGGCUGCUAUUGUCGGUGCUAUUUCUAACAUCUCAUAUCUCACGGAGAUUCUCCCAUUCUUGAGUUUUAUCAAUGAACUACCCGAUGUUAUCACGGGCAUAAUUGCCGGGUUGCUUCCUUCGGCCGCCUUGGUGCUCUUGAUGUCGUUAGUCCCUAUCAUUUGUCGAUUUUGCGCCGGAUGCGCCGGAGUCCCGUCACGAGCAGGUGUCGAGCUCUUCACACAAAGUGCUCAUUUCUGCUUCCAAGUCGUCCAGGUCUUUCUGGUAACGACUCUCACAUCUGCCGCCUCUGCUGCUACUUCUCAAAUCAUUCAAGAUCCCAUGUCGGCCAAGGACCUUUUGGCGAAAAAUCUGCCCAAAGCAACCAACUUCUACAUUUCAUAUUUCCUUCUCCAGGGAUUGAGUAUGAGCUCCAUGGCCGUUGUACAAGUUGCCGGGGCGCUGGUUUUCAAGUUCAUUGCUACCUUUUUUGACCAUUCGCCAAGAAACUUAUAUCAACGAUGGGCUGCGGUCAGUAGCAUUAGUUGGGGGAACGUCUUUCCUGUUUUCACAAACAUGGGCGUUAUCGCCCUAACAUACUCUUGCAUUGCCCCGCUAAUCCUCGGCUUCGCCUUCGUUGGCCUCUACCUCGUCUACCAAGCCUACCGCUACAACUUUCUCUUUGUCUACGACAUCGACAUCGACACAAAAGGCCUUGUCUAUCCCCGCGCCCUCCAACACCUCAUAACAGGCGUCUACCUUGCCGAAAUCUGCAUGAUCGGCCUCUUCGCCAUUCGCAGCGCCGUCGGCCCCCUGAUCAUCAUGAUCAUCUAUACCGUUCUCACCGUUCUCGCACACAUCUCCCUCAACGACGCCCUCGCCCCAGUAACUUCCUUCCUCCCCCGCACCCUCGACACAGAGGAAGAACUCCUUCAGUCUAAGGAAGAAUCCGAAGCAUACAUCUACCAAAAACAGACUACCCGCCUCGAGGCAAUCUGGAAAUGGUUCCAUCCCAACUUAUACCGCGACUACGCGACGCUUCGCCGGAAGGUCCGCCGUGAUCUCGUUGAGAUCAAAUACUCCGAAGAGGAACGACAGAAUGCAUACUACGAGCCGUGCAUCACGGCCAAGUGUCCGAUGUUAUGGCUUCCUAGGGAUAAAUGGGGAUUCAGUCAUCAGGAGGUGUUAGAUACGGAUGCGGGGAUCCCUGUCACGGAUGAGAGGGCGCAUCUGGAUGAGAAGAACAAAAUUAUUUGGGAUAAGUAUGAUCCGAAUCUGCCGUUGUGGGAGUUGAAGGUUCUGUAUUGA
Molecule: messenger RNA, 2613 nt
Organism: Aspergillus ruber CBS 135680
Lineage: Eukaryota; Fungi; Ascomycota; Eurotiomycetes; Eurotiales; Aspergillaceae
Product: putative DUF221 domain protein
Exons: 6
Coding region: 1-2613 (870 amino acids)
Cellular component (GO): plasma membrane
Molecular function (GO): calcium-activated cation channel activity
Source: RefSeq, a predicted model, not a curated record